AUGGUAACAAUUCCUCUUCUAAUCCUCCUUGUACUCUGCCUUUCGAACCUCAGUCAAGGCAAUGCGGAUGUCUGCACCCAACCAAUUGAGCCAGGCGUUUGCAAAGCCCACACCAAGUCGUGGGGCUAUGAUCCUGCGAAAGGCAGCUGCGUCCGUUUCAUCUACGGCGGUUGCGGAGGCAAUGAAAAUCGGUUCAAGACCAAGAAGGAAUGCAAGCAAACAUGCAUUAAGAAACACACAAAGAAGAAGAACUAA
This is a messenger RNA of Hydatigera taeniaeformis, 255 nucleotides long. Lineage: Eukaryota; Metazoa; Platyhelminthes; Cestoda; Cyclophyllidea; Taeniidae. The record is from the annotation of a GenBank genome assembly.